Molecule: messenger RNA, 2188 nt
Organism: Theobroma cacao (cacao)
Lineage: Eukaryota; Viridiplantae; Streptophyta; Magnoliopsida; Malvales; Malvaceae
Product: E3 ubiquitin-protein ligase At4g11680
Source: RefSeq, a predicted model, not a curated record
GAAGAGAGAGAGAUAGGGGGGAAGCAGAUUUGCAGUUGAAGAAGCAGUUGCUGUCUCAGCUUUGCUUACUUAAGAAACAAAAACCUCAGGGAAGUUAGGCCAAAGGUUAGCUUCCCUCCAAGUUUCCCUCUUCUCUCUUUCUAUUCACUUGGAAUCAAAGCAAAGGGUUUUUUCAGUUGAUUCUUGGUCACCAUCCGAGACCCAACUUCCACCUUCCGGUCGUAUUCCCCCACUACCAUCUUCUCUGUUAUAUCUGCUUCUCAACUCCUAUAUCUACUUCAGCUUAUUGGAUAUUUGUUCAUACAAUAUCCUAUAUUCAUAAAUACCCACCUCUGUUUUACAGCUCUUGUAAAAGUGAGGUUCUUUAUUAGUUUGGUUUGAUGGUAAAGCUCUUCAAUUGAGGGACCAUAGCUGGCAAGUGGGCGCCAAAAACUUGUGCUUUGUAAAGUACAGGUUGUGACAGUUUUUAGAAGUUGGUUUGUGCCUGGAGAAUUGAUUUUUUAGGAGUCUUAAUUGGUGGGAUUUCUGCCUGCAGUUGGCUAUGGGAGCCUUAAGAGUUAGAACUGCAGAUACACAAGCUUCUCAAUUCAACAGUUUGGCUACUGCCUAAACUUUCUGGUAUUUGUUUCUCUUCUACCUCACUUACAAUUGUCAUGAUUGUUAUCUGCACAUGGAAGUCUUGCUGAUAUAAUUCCCAGCAUGAUAUUUGUGAUCAUCAGUUUCAUAAGAUUUCUGCUGCUGAGGAAUCAAAAGUAGUUGUUAGUACCAUUUAAACAAGAAAAGGAAAAGACAGAAAAGAUUUGGUGUUGGAAACAUUGAUUGGUUUUGGAGUUGGAAUCAUGAACACCCGUUACUCUUUUCAACCGGAUUCGUUGUGUAAUUCAAGCACUGCAGUUUCAUAUUCAUCGAAUCCUCCUGGAGGAGAAGAUAGAAUGGCUGCAGGUGCCCGAAACAGGUCUCCUCGUGCUCCCCCUUCUUCACUCUUGAUAAGAAUGGCGAUGAGGAUAUCCAGAGCAAGGUGGUUUACCUUCUUAAGAAGAGUUUUCCACUACCAAAAUGGUUCAAGAUCCGAUCUUGGGUCGAACCCUUUCAAUUCAAGCACUUGGAUGAUGCUGGAGUUCUUAGCUUUGGUGAUUCAAAUAAGCAUCACAACAUUCACUUUGGCCAUUUCAAAGAAGGAGAGGCCUGUUUGGCCUAUGAGGAUAUGGAUUGUUGGCUAUGACAUUGGUUGUCUCCUCAGCUUGUUACUUCUUUAUGGUCGUUACCACCAUCUUUACAUAACUCAAGGAGAUGGUUUUGGCCUUUCUGACGUGGAACAACAGCGGGCAAAUGAAGAAUCAAGGAGCUCACAUCUGAUGAACAAAUGCCGGACCUCGCUAGAGCUGUUCUUUGCAAUAUGGUUUGUGAUGGGAAAUGUUUGGGUGUUUGAUUCUCGCUUUGGAUCCUUCCACCGAGCUCCGAAUCUUCAUGUUCUCUGUAUCUCAUUGCUAGCAUGGAAUGCUCUCAGCUACUCUUUCCCGUUCCUGCUGUUCCUGCUUCUAUGUUGCUGUGUGCCACUUAUCAGCAGCCUCCUAGGAUACAACAUGAACAUGGGUUCCAAUGACAGGGGGGCAUCUGAUGAUCAGAUCUCCAGGCUGCCUAGUUGGAGAUAUAAAGAAAUCAACACCAACUUGGAGCUUGACCAUGAUUCAGACUGCAAUGCAAGCCUCGCAAAUGAAGAUCCAGAAUGCUGCAUUUGCCUGGCCAAGUACAAAGACAAGGAAGAGGUGAGGCAGUUGCCAUGUUCCCACAUAUUUCACCUCAAAUGUGUGGAUCAGUGGCUUCGGAUUAUUUCUUGCUGUCCUCUUUGCAAACAAGAACUUGAGAGAUAAGAAAGCAAAGACCACAGCUGCAGAAGCUCUUUCUUCCUCAAUUUUUUUUUCCUUUUUCCCUUCCGACUUUCGUCCUUGAUUCCCCAUGGUGUGAUUUAUUUGUAUUUACAAAAGGUUACUAGAGUGAGUUUUCUUGUUUGUACAGUGGUGCUCACCAGUAACCAAAAACCAUACACAAAAAAAAAAAGGCCAUAUACUGAAAGCAUACUGUUUCUGAGAAAUAUGUAUAGCAGAAAGAAUGGCAAAUUUUGCUUCCUAAUGGCAGCAGAACCCAUUUCUCCUCUCGAAAUCAAUACCCACACUUUCUAUGUGUAUAA